Molecule: messenger RNA, 599 nt
Organism: Effrenium voratum
Lineage: Eukaryota; Dinophyceae; Suessiales; Symbiodiniaceae
Source: the annotation of a GenBank genome assembly
GCUGGAACUCCUCCACGUGGUGCAAGGCUGUGGCGCUGGCGUCCAUUUUGAACGGCUGGCCAGCCAUUGUGACCAGCUUCUCCGCGCAGCUCGUCGCCUCGGUGCUGGUGGUCGCAGGCAAGCUCCCGCUGAUUGACGUGGCCCAUUUAUCUGCCAACGAGCCAAGGUUUAGUAUGUGGGUCUUGCUGGCUGGCACUUUGACGUUCUGGUCCUGCCUUUACAACUUUUCGGAGCUCCGGGCUCGACUGGGCUGCCGAUUGAAGUACGCCUUCUACGAUUCUGCCUGCAUCGACCAGUCGAAUGAGGAGGCGAAGAUGAAAGGUAUCAGCCAGAUCACCGCAUACCUUUGGCAUUCCAACAAGCUGCUGAUCUUGCUGUCGAACAACUACUUCCAGCGCAUCUGGACCGUCUUUGAGCUUGCAGCCUUCCUGGCAUUGAAGCCGUACUCUCCGGUUCUCGUAGAGUCUCUUGACCUUGCCGGGGUGACGGCCUCUGCAUCGCUGGCGGGGCUGUUUUUCCGCCCCUGUUGGAGGGCGCCUGGGCCAAUGGCGAAUGGCAGCCAGCACACCUCUGGUUCCCAGAGCGGGGCCAAGUCUUAG